This is a messenger RNA of Saprolegnia parasitica CBS 223.65, 432 nucleotides long. RefSeq lists its product as hypothetical. Lineage: Eukaryota; Oomycota; Saprolegniomycetes; Saprolegniales; Saprolegniaceae. The record is from RefSeq and is a predicted model, not a curated record. The transcript has 2 exons. The coding region runs from base 1 to 360 and encodes 119 amino acids.
AUGCCCGAUGGCGACAGCGACGUGCGCCUCAGUUUGCAUCUUGCCGCAAUGGAGCACGUCGUCUUGUUCAAGUGGAAGGAAGACGCGUCCGAAGCCGCGAUCGCCGACAUCGGCGCUGGGCUCGUCGCGAUGCGCGACAAGAUCCCGGGCGUCGUCGACCUCGCUUACGGCCAAGACUUUACCAUCAACCGCGCGAAAGGCUUUACGCACAUGCUCAUCGUGCGCCUCACGGGUCGCGACAUGCUUCAGGGCUACGCUGAGCACCCCGAGCACCAAAAGGUGCUUGUCAAGAUCCGCGAAAUCGCCGCCGACAUAAUGGCCAUGGACUUUGAGAGCCCGCGGUUCGCGCCGUCCGCCUAGAUGUUAAGAGUUACAUUGCGAUUGUUCAAUGCACGAAUUUGGCUAUUUUGUCGACUUUACCGCACGGCCCAC